AUGCAGGACAAGAUCGCUCGCACCGAUCUUGGACUCACGACAGAGUACGAUAGCAUCGUAUCUCGCCUGCUAGUGGCUCAUUACGCCGCCGCAAUGAUACACCGAACAGGUAUCCUAGGUCAAUUCCUUCACGUGGAACCGGAACAAGAUCCUAACGACGACCACGAACGGGCAGGCCCUACGGCCAUAGAGUAG
Molecule: messenger RNA, 195 nt
Organism: Penicillium cinerascens
Lineage: Eukaryota; Fungi; Ascomycota; Eurotiomycetes; Eurotiales; Aspergillaceae
Exons: 1
Coding region: 1-195 (64 amino acids)
Source: RefSeq, a predicted model, not a curated record